Molecule: messenger RNA, 2385 nt
Organism: Ictalurus furcatus (blue catfish)
Lineage: Eukaryota; Metazoa; Chordata; Actinopteri; Siluriformes; Ictaluridae
Gene: cd68
Product: CD68 molecule
Exons: 6
Coding region: 133-1227 (364 amino acids)
Cellular component (GO): membrane
Source: RefSeq, a predicted model, not a curated record
AUUCGUUCUAGUUUCGUUUCUGACAGUUGAGCAGAGGACGCAGGAGCUUAAAGCCCCGACUCAUCUUCUAUCUUCUCUGUAAAACUACACGAAGACUUUAUUGGAAAACAGCAGACUUUACCACAGGUAGCAAUGGCAGAAAUGAGACACGGAUUGAUGGUGGCUGUCUUCGUGCUGGCGACAGCUUUCACUUUAGCUGAGGAAAAUGCUCGACGGCCUAAGCCGGUUGCCAGCUUGAUUCCUCCUGCUCCGUUUGUCACCACACCGCUGACCACCACCACUCCAAAAACAACAACUUCCCAUACCAACACAACUACUGUUCCUCCAACUCCCCACAAUACAACAGCAAACGUAACUACUGUUCCUCCAACUCCCCACAAUACAACAGCAAACGUAACUACUGUUCCUCCAACUCCCCACAAUACAACAGCAAACGUAACUACUGUUCCCCCAACUCCCCACAAUACAACAGCAAACGUAACUACUGUUCCUCCAACUCCCCACAAUACAACAGCAAACGUAACUACUGUUCCUCCAACUCCCCACAAUACAACAGCAAACGUAACUACUGUUCCUCCAACUCCCCACAAUACAACCACUCCUUAUCCUACUACACCUGCACCAACUCCAAAAACCAAUGUCACAAAGGGCAACUACACCGUGCUGGAUGGAAACAAGCUGUGCAUUAUGGUCCAGGCGGUAAUCCAGGUCCAUGUCAACAACAGUCAGGCAGCUGGCACCUAUAUUGUUCCAGAAAGUGCUAAAGGCACUGGCAAAUGUGAAAGCAAUACUGCUAGUCUCAAAAUUACUUUCACAGAGGGAUACAUCUCUAUGAACUUCUUCAAGAAUGACACCACAAACAUGGUCUCUGUCAACGCUGUGGCUGUCAACCUGAAAUAUGCCUUCAAGGCUGGAGUUUUGACACCUGUGGUGGCGAAUAAUAAUUCGGUGCAGCUUUUCACCAUGGCAACGGGUCACUCCUAUUCUUGCAAGUCUGAGUCAGUCUUCAUGGGUAAUGGUACCUACCUGGAGUUCAGUCAGGACAGGAUGCAAUCCUUCAAUUUCACCAAGAACCAGUUUGGUCCCAUUGACCUGUGCAAGGCUGACCAGCCGGAUUACAGAGUGGCCAUUGGCGUAGGUGUGGUGCUGCUCAUCCUCAUCAUCAUCGUAGUCGUGGCUUAUCUAAUCAGUAGGAGGAAGAGAACAGAUGGUUACCAGACUCUCUGAUGGGGAGAAUCCAUAAAAGGACAGCACCAUCAUCUGUGCAAGUAAAAUGUAGCAUGAUGCACUUGGAUGAUUUUAUGAAGCAGACCUUGCUUUUAGAUGUGUUCUGUUGAGGUUUGCUCUCAAAAAAAAACAAAAAAACAAACAAAAAAAAAAAAACACUGACAUUUAAUCCAAGCAUCUGCUGCUGCUCCUUUUGUAGGGCACACAAUACAACAAUUAAAGUUCUGACAUCAGAAAUGCAUAUUUUAGUAUUGAUUUCAAAAAUGAAACAAAGCUGGGUUUCACUUUCCACAUUACUGUAUGCUUUAUGCACACAUUAUACUCAUGUCAUAGCAUUUUCUUAUCUUAAUACUAUAUAUAUUCCCCCCCUUAAUUCCUGAAUACGAGUUCAAACUGUUGUCUUGCGCCAUCAUCGCUGCUCUCAAGUGUCUUAAAUCAUAUCCAUGUCCAGCUGUUUGGUCAAGAUGACACUCUAUUCAGGACAUGAUGCCUCUACUAAAAUAUCUUUGACUUAAAUCCAGUAGUUAUGAUUUCCACAGUGACAGCUGGAUCUCAUAAAUAUUCUAAUUGGCCUAUGAAAUAAUAUAACUAAUCUUUAUAUAAAACCUUUCCUCUUGCCCAGAUUAGGUUCAUCCUAGUUCAGUGACUUACCAGGUGAGAAUAUGAGAUGCAAAUGACCUCAUUAACCAGAAUAAUUGUCAGUCUCCUAAUUUCUGUAGAAAACAAGUCCAGUCUCUUCUGUUUCUAAAUCCUAUGCACUGAAAUGAGAAUUAAGGUUAUAAGGGAAUGUUUUGAUGUUUGUAUGUACAUUGCAAAUGAUGUUUGCUGUCUUGAUCAAGUCUGUUUUUCAGAAUAAUGAUUCUCUAUGUAAGGCUGUAAAUUGAACAAAAAGGAUUUUAGGGAUUUAUGGUAAUAAAAUAAACAGGUUCGAGUGGGGGGGGGGUAUUGGAGCAGAACUGAUAGCACCUUAUUUUUGAAUGUUCAACCUGGCUAUCUCUAGUUAUGUUCAAAUUUAGCUUGAGGAAAUUUGUGCUUGUACCUUGUGCAUGUACAGCUGUCUGGUUGACAGCCCAACGGUUGCUGAUGUAUCUGUUUAGCAUUAUGUCUUUUCCAAGAAUAGACAGCAGCUGGGAGAGAAUAAAGGGAAUGUUCUGUGAA